Molecule: messenger RNA, 774 nt
Organism: Homalodisca vitripennis (glassy-winged sharpshooter)
Lineage: Eukaryota; Metazoa; Arthropoda; Insecta; Hemiptera; Cicadellidae
Exons: 2
Coding region: 1-774 (257 amino acids)
Biological process (GO): regulation of transcription by RNA polymerase II
Cellular component (GO): nucleus; transcription regulator complex
Molecular function (GO): DNA binding
Source: RefSeq, a predicted model, not a curated record
AUGGUAGACAGAGGAAAACUGAUUUCGUUAGUGCGCGAUAAAGCGACAUUAUGGGACCAAAGGGAUAAGUUUUAUCACAAUCGGGACUUCCGAUCAAAGUUAUGGGAAGAAGUAGCCAAGGAACUGAAUGUCCAAGGAGACGAAGCACGGAAGACGUGGGAGCACUUGAGAGAUACGUUCAGGAAGAAAGUAAAAGAAAACAAAUCUGGUUCCGGAGCAAAACCAACAUGGACCUACUUUGAAUCUUUAACUUUCUUAUUGCCUGUAAUGAAGCCACGAGUGACAACUGGAAAUCUCCCUGUCUCUGAUACGCCUGUCAACACUCUUCUAGAAUCUGAGGAUUAUGCCGAUUUAACAGAACAUGAUGAGACGUCUACUCUAAAUAUCGACGAACCUGAUGAGUCACCAAAUGUAGAACGAGCUCAACGAUCCGAUAACACGUCCACACCUAGUCCUACUCCAGUGAACAACGAGUUUCAGCGUCCUCGGCAAAAGAGAAAGCGAGGAUCGACAAUACAAAACGAGGCUCUUAAUUUGGAAAAAAGGAAAGUCCAGCUACUGGAAGCUCGGUUUGCUGUCCAAAAAUCCAGCUCAAUGGAGGAAGAGGAUGAAGACUUAUCGUUUUUUAAAAGUUUGCUGCCUGCACUGAAGAAGCUACCAUACCUUCGAAAAAUGAAAUUGAAAGCUUCAAUCUUCAAUAGCGUCAUCGCUGAGCUCGAAGCAGAAGAAAGAUGCAACAGGCCAUACCAAUCCGUAAAAUACUCCUCUUUCUAG